UUCGACGACUGGCCUUCACAUCGUGCUCGGUUGGGCGGACUUUGAUGUCGGGCUGCGAGAGAGAGCGGGCGUUAUGUAGGAUACGGGGUUGUGUUAAUUCCGAUUUCUUUGAUGCGGUGGGUGGGGAGGUAUUUAUUGUCUUUAGAACUCCUCUGCGCUCGAGCUGAUAACCUGGACAAGAAUUACUUCAUACUUAACGUUACUUGGGAAUCAUCGAUACUCAUUGCAAGUAUUUCCCCCAUACCCUAAUAUUCAAGACCUCAUCAAUUAGGCACACAAAGAAAUCCCCUCACCCAGUCCAGCCUCAGCCCAUCCCAAAAUGACCGACUCCAAAAAGUACACCUCCAAACUCUCAAACUCCCGCGUCCUCAUCAUAGGAGGCUCCUCCGGCCUCGGUUUCGCCGUCGCAGAAGCCUGUCUCGAAUCCGGAGCGCUUGUCGCAAUCUCCUCAUCCAACCCACACCGAAUCAACACUGCUAUCGAAAAGCUCCAGUCCUCUUACCCAUCCGCCGUAGCCCGGAUCCAUGGUAUCCCCGUCGAUUUAUCUAAGCCAGAGACGCUGGACAAGGAUCUAGAAAGGCUGUUCCAAGUGACGAUGCAGAAGAUCGGGGGGGAGGAAGGGAAGUUAGAUCAUGUAGUAUUCACGGCCGCAGAUGCGCUGAGUAUGAUGAAGAUUGAAGAAUUAACACCCGAAUCCAUUGUGAAAGCCGGACAAAUGCGAUUCGUAGCCCCUCUCAUGACCGCGAAAUAUUGCUUCCGUUACCUCGUCCCCUCGCACAAAUCCUCAUAUACUAUCACCACGGGCGCGAUCUCGGAAAAGCCGGUUCCCAAUUGGUCUAUCAUUGCGUCGUAUGCGGGCGGGCACCAUAGCAUGGUUAGGAAUCUUGCGCUGGAUUUGAAGCCGGUGAGGGUUAAUGGUGUGAGUCCGGGCGUUGUGGAUACGGAGUUAUGGCGUAUGGGGAAAGAGGAUAAGGAUAUGUUUUUAAGGGAGUGUGAGGAGCAUAUGUGUACGAGGGUGGCGGGACAGCCGGAGGACGUAGCGGAGAGCUUUUUGGUGUGUUUGAGGGACUAGAAUAUGGAUGGGGGGGUCGUGAGGACAGAUGGGGGGAGUUUGUUGAUGUGAGUGGGAAGUGAUAAGAGGAAUGUGGGAAGGUGAUUGAAAGGGAGUGGAUUAUGAAGGGGUUGAUAGAGCAGAGUCACAAAGUAGGAUUGAUGAAGGAUGAUGGCGGAUGGGAGGUGGUAGCAAGGCUCCUCAGUGGUUGCUGUCAUAUAUGGGAGCCCGAUUCAUAUAUUGGAUUCUUUCCAUUCAGA
This is a messenger RNA of Lindgomyces ingoldianus, 1311 nucleotides long. RefSeq names its product NAD(P)-binding protein. Gene Ontology annotation, molecular function: oxidoreductase activity. The transcript has a single exon. Bases 320 to 1072 code for a protein of 250 amino acids. The record is from RefSeq and is a predicted model, not a curated record. NCBI's taxonomy places the organism in Eukaryota, Fungi, Ascomycota, Dothideomycetes, Pleosporales, Lindgomycetaceae.